CCACUCCCUACUGCUGUACAAGUGUACAGAACAAUUCCGUGCGUUGUGCUGGUGUUGUGUGCUCGUGGGGAAGCUAUAUCUGGGAAGCACAUCGGAACGAUAGUGGUAAAGGCUGCAGAAGGGGCAGUAUCAGAGACUAUGCGUCGUGAUUAAUUAAUGCAAUUCACGCUCCGGCCCUUGAAUGCGGCAGCAUCAGCGGGUUGCUGCACCACAAGGCCUGCGACGGCUGCUGAGGAACGAGGGAAAGACGAACAUGACCUACUCUCGCAGGGUAGAGCCCAUGUAUACUUCAAAGCCAAGCCUAGUGGACCUGGAGGGGGGCGGAACCGAUCUUGCCAACUCAAAGACAACGGCAGCGUUGUGUCGUCCCACGAUGCCUCGUUUGAGCUUGGCUGCUAUCGUGGUUCUCUUGCAAGCGGCGGCGAUUCUGGGGCUCUUGGUUCGCCUUGCUCUUUCUCGAGAUCGCUGCAGAACUGCUGCUGCUACCGAGAGUUUCCGCGUUGGGCCGCGAGUGGUCUUUGUUGACAGCCAAGCAUCGAAAGAGCUGACGCAUCUCAUAAUGGUGCCGUGCCACGGGGUAACGGUAACUGAAUCGCUGGAGGGUGCGGACAGCAGAGACGGCGAUUGGUUCUUGCUAGACUAUCAGAAGGGGAAGGACGUCCCCCGUGCGUUAGUGGGCCACAUACAGGCUGGCUUGGACGCGCUGGAUGCUGACGAGAACUCGCUGCUCCUUUUCUCGGGCGGCAAGACGAGAGGGCCCGCGGGACCGAAGAGCGAGGGAGAGUCGUAUUUCUUCGUCGCGGACCACUACGACUGGUGGGGCAAGCCGGACUUGAGGGCGAGAGCUUCGACCGAGGACUUCGCACGGGACUCCUUCGAAAACGUUUUGUUUUCCAUAUGCAGGUUCAAAGAAAUCACCGGCGACUACCCCACGAAGAUCACCGUGGUGGGUUUCGACUUCAAGCAGGACCGCUUUGAACAUCUGCACCUGCCUUCCCUACGGUUCCCGCCGGAGGCGUUCCGGUACGUGGGAUUACACCCCGAGGGGCGGUUUGACCACGCUGCCGCUGCCGAGGGCGAACGAAAGUCGGCACUAGAGCCAUACCGAUCCGACCCGUAUGGCUGCGCCGUUGGCGGCACUUUAGUGCAGAAACGACAUUCGCGUGAUCCUUUCCACAGAACACCACCAUAUAGCAUGGUGUGCCCGGAAAUGUCCGCACUGUUGGGGUGGUGCGAGACUGAGCUCUUCACGGGCGACCUACCGUGGUCGCCGGCGGGUGAGGAGAGAACAGAAGGGUCCGGUGUGCGCGAAAGGCUUCGAAGAUAGGGCGGGCGGUGGCGGAGGAAACGUUAAGGAUGCCUUGCGACGGUCCCCCUCUCGCAUGGGGGGGUGUCACUCGCCUCGGACACUGCUUGGGGAGUGCUACCAAACCAAGCGGGUCCGCCUGCCCCUCGCUCCACGCGUGCAAGCACGGAAGCCGACCACAUGUGUAAUGUGCUCAACUACUCACCCUGGUCAUGAGGGAAAUCUGACUUCGCUUCAUAGAAUUCAAGAAGCUAAACGCCGUUUCGUACUUACGGGCUCGUCACCACCAUGACAAAAGUCACUGUCGUCGCCUUGAAGGAAGGAAGUUGACCACGUUGUCACUACUCCCAAGCCCUCCUCGUCGCCUUCCUUACUCGCGCUUUCGACUUCGCGACUGCAACAGCGGUGGGGAAAUGUGCGACAACAGUGCCUACGCUUCUCCCUUGCGCCUUGUAUUCCUUAGAUCUCCGACUGCCGUAACUGUUUUUUGCGAAACAUAUUUUUUGUCGCCCGGCUAGUCGUCCGGCUUCCUGCUCCUCUUUCCGGCAUCUCGAGUGUCGGGAUGGUUGGUUGUAAGCGUUCUUGGUGCAGGGGGUGAAUAGAGCAGGCUCAGUGCAUAGCGUCGUUGUGGAUGGCAAGACUAGCUUGGUAGUCGUCACGUUGGGUUCCAGUUCCUCCUCGAUGGAUUGCAGUAUCGCCCUAUGGGUUCGGAGGGCGAAGAUAGGUGGCGAAUAAAGGCUACUGCCAAGGCAUUGACAUUGUGUUGUUGAACGGGCGAUUGAGCUUUCGGAACAAUGCCAUUUGGUGGUCGAGUGCUGCGCGUCGCGAAAUCUAUGAGACAAGCACCCAACAUAUGUGGCGUACCGACAUGUCGGGCAACGCGCACUCGGCCUGUAUCGGCUUGGCACGUCGACAGCGACACCCCGGGACCGACAGAUGCUUUAUCCGUGUGCUGUUUCCCUCUGGAACAGACAA
Molecule: messenger RNA, 2281 nt
Organism: Ectocarpus sp. CCAP 1310/34
Lineage: Eukaryota; Phaeophyceae; Ectocarpales; Ectocarpaceae
Source: the annotation of a GenBank genome assembly